AUGACAAUAUCCUAUUCUGGAAAUUCCUUCCGUUUGUUACUUCGAUGGAAAGGAUCAAUUUGGAGAUCCGUUUGGAGAGAACUUUUCCUGUUUCUAAUAUUAUUUUAUUCGAUUCGAUUCUCUGCUCCUCAUUUCUUCAAUUGGGCAGAUCCAGAUGAAACAAAAGGAUACAGAAAAAUAUUCAAAGUAAUGUGCAAUGAAUUCCACGAAUACACGAAGAUGAUUCCAUUGACGUUUUUGUUAGGAUUCUACGUUUCGAAUGUGGUUUCCAGAUGGUGGCGUCAAUUUGAAUGUUUGAAAUGGCCAGAAGACUUUCUCUCGAUCCUUUGCCUCCUUCUUCCAUCAAAAGAAUCUCGUCCUGCACGUCAUCAAAUCGCACGAUACCUCAAUUUGACUUGUGCGUUGGCAUGGCGUGACGUCUCUACGAAAAUCCGUCUCCGUUUUCCAUCUCUUACAAAUAUAAUUGAUGCCGGAUUGCUUACUGAAAAAGAAUAUGAAAAGUUACAAGAUAUCAAUGAACCCUCUCCCGGAAUUCGUUGGUUGACUCCACUUCACUGGGUUCAACAACUGAUAGAUGCUGAAAUUGCAGCUGGAAGAGGAUCUGUCAAUUAUGUUUCAGUGGCAAUGAAUGAAUUAAAAGCGUUCAGAAUCUCAUUCAGACGACUGUAUUGCCACGAUUGGGUCUGUGUUCCAUUGGUUUAUACUCAGGUCGCUGCCCUUGCAACAUAUUCAUAUUUCUUCUUCUGUCUUUUUGGUCGUCAGGAUCUGAAUCAUGAUGAUUUUUAUUCACUUGAUGCAUUCUUUCCAUUAUUCACCGUUGUUCAGUUCUUAUUCUUUGUUGGAUGGUUCAAGGUCGGUCAAGAUCUGAUGCGUCCUUUCGGUUUAGAUGACGAUGACUUCGAAUUAUCAUACAUUCUCGAUAGAAAUAUUGUCACUUCAUUCACUAUUGUCGACUCACUUCAAGAUGACGAUCCACCUAAAUUCGAAGAAGAUGUCUUCUGGAAACAUCACAGUGAACAACAACAAAUGCACCAGAACAUGUUCCUUCCAAAAGUUCCAAGUUCACUGAAAUGGGGACGAAUUGAUUUGAGUAGAAAUGCACAUAAACAUCCACCUAAACUACACACAUAUCUUGAAAUGAAAAAUCAGGAUCCAGAAGAAUACAAGAAUAGAAAAAAUAAUAAGUUCAUUGCUUGGUAA
Caenorhabditis remanei is the source of this 1200-nucleotide messenger RNA. RefSeq lists its product as uncharacterized. Lineage: Eukaryota; Metazoa; Nematoda; Chromadorea; Rhabditida; Rhabditidae. The transcript is spliced from 8 exons. The record is from RefSeq and is a predicted model, not a curated record. Bases 1 to 1200 code for a protein of 399 amino acids. Gene Ontology annotation, molecular function: chloride channel activity.